Grus americana (Whooping crane) is the source of this 4097-nucleotide messenger RNA. It is a transcript of the gene UTP23, whose product is annotated as UTP23 small subunit processome component. Gene Ontology annotation, molecular function: small ribosomal subunit rRNA binding. Bases 318 to 1067 code for a protein of 249 amino acids. Gene Ontology annotation, cellular component: small-subunit processome; nucleolus. NCBI's taxonomy places the organism in Eukaryota, Metazoa, Chordata, Aves, Gruiformes, Gruidae. The transcript is spliced from 3 exons. The record is from RefSeq and is a predicted model, not a curated record.
GGCAGGCAGCACAGCCGGCUCCCCACGGCCACGCACCGCAGGCACCGCCCGCCCCCCGCCGCGGCCCGAUGAGGCAGAGGGGAGCCAGGCCCGGGCAGUGCCGCGCCGUGCCCUCGGCGGGCCCGUAACCGCGGCCCUAGCCGGCCAGGGAGCCGCCCGCACUGCCGCACGCUCCCCCAGGCCUCAGCUGCCCCAGGCCCCCGGGGCGGGAAGCCGCGGCAGGCCCAGGCCCCGCCCCCGCCCCGCCGCAGCGGCCGGGCCCGGCGCAGCUUCCGGGGGAGCCGGUGGCCGUUCCGGGCGGCGGCGGCGUUAGCGCCAUGAAGGUGACGCGGCAGAAGCACGCCAAGAAGAACAUGGGCUUCUACAAGCACAACUUCCACUUCCGCGAGCCCUUUCAGGUGCUGCUGGACGGCACCUUCUGCCAGGCCGCGCUCCGCAACAAGAUCCAGAUCCGGGAGCAGCUGCCCGGGUACCUGGACGGCGCCACGCAGCUCUGCACCACCCGAUGUGUUCUAAAAGAGCUGGAAUCACUGGGGAAAGCACUGUACGGAGCAAAAUUAAUUGCCCAAAGAUUUCAAGUUCGAAACUGUUCUCACCACAAGGAUCCUGUGAGUGGUUCGGUCUGUUUACUCUCCAUGAUUGAAGAAGGCAACCCUCAUCACUACUUUAUUGCCACACAGGACCAGGAUUUAGCAAACAAAGUGAAAAAGAAGGCUGGCGUUCCUCUCCUCUUUAUUAUUCAGAACACUAUGGUGCUAGACAAACCUUCUCCUAAAUCUUUGGCAUUUGUUCAAAAGUUGCAGAUGAAUCAGCUUGUUCCAGAGCACCAAAAAGAAAGUAUUGUACAGCUUAAAGAAAAAGAAGGACUAGCGAAGCAAGAAGGUGAAAAAAGAAGAAAACGGAAGAGGGCCGGCGGCCCCAACCCUCUCAGCUGUCUGAAGAAGAAAAAGAAGACAACACAAGAGGGUCAGGAGCCUUCUGCUGAAAAGAAGAAGAGAAGAAAAAGGAAGCGAAAUAGGGUUAAAGCAGAAGCCCUGCAGUCGAUGCAGAAGAAUGAAGAAGAAUAAACCCAUCUUUGUAAACAAUGCAGGACUUGACUUGAACAUUGUUUGAACUUUGCAAAAAGAAAGAUUAAUAUGCAGUCAUGUGAAAUCAAAUUGUUAAUAUUAAAACUUAUUUUUACGAGGUGGUACUGCUUAUUACUGCAUCUCAACAUUUGCAGGUUAUUGUCCUCAUAAUUUAUUCUGUUGUUUAGUAAUUGGUGUUUGUGACAAAAUAUUCAGGAACCCUCACAUUUCAUUAUUCUCUCCAGCAUCUCAAUUCCUGCCAGAGAGUUCACGUGAUCAGUAGCAAUUUUUUAGAAAUGCUUCUUGGGUUUCAUCUGGGUUUCGGUGGGAUACUAGACUUCUUUCUAAAUCUAGGUUGCUAUUCUUACUAAGACUAGUUUUGACAGUUGUUCUGUUACAGAAUGUGGAAUUGACCUAAAAGAGCAUAGUAUCUUACUUAUUUGUAUUAUUUGAAUACAGAAGUUAACUGUUUUGCAAAGUGAACGGACGCCCUCAAGAAGUCCCUUCCAGCCUAAAGUACGCUGUAAACUCCAUGUGAGCUGAUAUAUCUGUUGUUCAUGAUCUUUAUUUAUUAAGAAGAUUGAAGGGCAUGUGAUUGUGUUGGUAUUCCUGGCUUUAUAAUGGCAUCUCUAGUGUGUUUGUAUCUCUAGUUUAUUCUUCCUUUUCAAAUAGGAAGAAGGCAACUUGAAAACGCCGAAUCACAGCACUGACUGACACCUCGUGCCAUCACAGUAUGGCACAACUGUGGAGGAGUCCUGAAGUACAGCCAGCUGUUGGUGAUGGGACUCGGACCCUGUUGCACUUAUUGCACUGUGCUGGCAGGUUGUGAACAGACUAGAACUGGGUUGGAGCAGGGAGCUGCCAGAGAUUCUUCAAGGACCUGAUUUUCUGUAGUAGCUCUUUCUGUACCUUGCAUGUUUGGGGGCAUUAGGACGCGGCAGUAAGUGGCUGAGGUGACGUAAUGCAGAGGUGUGCAGUCUAGUACAUGCUGUGGCAUUGGUGUGCUGUAACAGUGUUCCCAGUCGUCUCUUCACAGACUUUUAACUUUUCUCGGUACAUUUCUUAACCAAGAUGUAAUUCUUAGAAGGAAACCUUUCUGUUUCUUCAUCUACGUGAGUUCAAGCUAUGUUUUUUUAAACAAUCCUUCAACCUCUGUAUCAUACGUUUGCAAAGUAGUUGUCAUAUGUGCAUUGUCUGCACAUGUUCUUGACUGGCUGGAGUACGUACACACCUAUCGUGCAUGGUGCUUUCUGUUGGCUUUUCAGAUUCUAAGGAAAGUUGUUUCAUGGAGUUUGAGAAAACAGCUUGAGUGAUGGGAAUUGGCCAAUCUUAGUGGAAACUGCAGGGUCUUUCCCUAGAAUCUGCAGACAUUUCCUCCGGCCGGCACAGGAGAGGUGCCCCAGUGUGCUCUGUGCUGGCAGCACGCUGUGCUGCCACUGUACCCCAGGUCAGAGCCGUCCUCGCAACACGGCUGUUGGGAGUGGACUGUGCCUUCGUUGUUCCGUAUGAGAGACCUCACGCACCUUGGGAACUGACCGCAAGAGAUGGAAUCAGCAAGGGUGCUGUACUCGAGGUGAAAGCUUUAAUUAAAAAUUAAAAACAGUCAGGCUCAUCGUGAUAUUGUUCAUACAUUGAUUGCUAAUAGUGAGUCCUCAGGAGAAAUUUAAUAACUCCUCGAAAUUCCUUAACGCAGCAUAUUUGUUCAAUGUUUAUUACCUUUCUCAAGCUGUCAUACUCCCUUCUCCUUCACUUACUUCGGCGCAGUGCUGUGUUAACGUAGUUUUGCUUCCCAUUCCCCCUUAAAUACUGCUUGUAUUUCUUCCCCCACCCCAAGCCCACCUGCAGAAACCGCUGCUAUAAGUAAUGCUUGGAGAGGACAGCAGAGAUGGUUCAUCUUCAAAAUCUCAUUCUGAGUCAAAAGUGCAUUAAAAGCCAGGAACUUUGCUAUAAAUACUGUUCUUAAAAAUCAAGCAGACACACCCUAAUUAUUUACAAUAGCCCCUUCCAGUGCUGUUGAAACACAGAGCUUAAACACACCAUUUUUUGAAGACUAUAGAAAGAAAAAACCAUAAUUACUGCAAAACAAAAAGAAUAUUUUAACAGCCCUUUAAUGACUCCCACCUGAAGAAUUUAAAACAAUAUUUAUCAGUGUUUCCUUAGUAUUUUGUUAACACAAACUGAGUCAUGGUGUUGCUAUUGGGAAGAACUGGAAUGAAAAGAGAGUGAGCUCUUGGGAGAAAAGCUGUAAAAUUUGUCUGCAGCAUAGCUGCAGCUCUCCUCCAGCGAGGUGAGUAACUUGCCAUUCAGCUUUGGAACAGAGCUCCUGCCCAGGCAGCAAGCAGAGGCAAUCAGACCAUGUGGUGUUACCAUUUUGAAAUUUGGGAAAAAAACCCAAAAAACAACACCCUAAUUUCCAAGUAAAACCAGGCCACCAGCCAAAGCUGAGAAGCUGUAUUUAUAUCAUUAGAUCAGUUAGGCUGAGACCAGCCCAGCUGGCACGGACCAACUCUGUCCAGGCUGAGCUCCUAGUGCCCACUGCCAUGGCUGCCUGCGGACAGCCCCUGUCCUGAUUGUCAGCUGGGAUAGUUUUCACAAGAAGAUGGGAGGGAGCACAGCCAGGACAGCUGACCCAAACUAGCCAAAGGGGUAUUCCAUACCAUGACGUCAUGUUCCAGAUAUAAGGGGGGAGCUGGCCAGGGAGGAGGGGUCGCUGCUCAGGGACAGGCUGGGCAUCGGGCUCCAGGUGGUGAGCAAAUUGCGUUGUGUAUCAUGCGCUUUGUAUAUUCUAAGUCCUGUUGUUGUUAUUUCCCUCUCGCUUUGCUGUCCCAGUAAACUGUUCUUAUCCUAACUCAUGGGGUUUGCCUUUGUCUUCCCAUUCUCCUCCCCAUCCCAUGGAGGGGGGGGGAGGUGAGCAAGCGGCCACCUGGUGCUCAGCUGCUGGCUGGGGCUGAACCACAACAGUCCUUUCUGGCACCCAACGUAGGGCACAAAGGGUUGAGAUAAGACAGAUAACAAGCAUGUUAAAACAAA